CAUUUUGUCAACAAGUAUACGGAAUUUGUGCGCAGUCUUUAGAUGAACAUGCUGGGACUGCAAUCCUACGGCAGCUCCUCCGAGGGUGAAUCGGACCACGAGCAGGGCAAGGAUGCAGCGCAAGAGUUGCCCGCGCAUUUACAGCCGGUGGACAAAACGCAUUCGCUAUCCACAGCGCUGGCAGUUUGUGCGGCGCCCGAAGUAGUGCCGAUGGGAGCUGCAGCCGUUGCGCGAACGCUAGAUCCAACGCUUAAGGAAGUCACCUACAAUCCACGCUACGAUGAGAUGUAUGCGCCCGUCCAGGGCCCAGAGCAUCCAGAUUUGACCAUGCAACAACGGGCGCCGCGCAACACGCUUGCUGGCUAUGUGGAGAAGGCACACAUAAAUGCAUUUGAAUUUGAGAAUCAGCGGCGCACGUUCCACACCUAUGGCUAUGCCUUAGACCCCACAGUCGAUGAGGCUGCCGAUGGACAGUCCUACGUUGGUGACUUGCAAUCCGCAUAUGAUGACAAUGGCAAAACGGUAUUUGAGGCGCCCAAGCCAAAAAAAAUGCGCAAACAAGAGAAAAAUGAUAAUCCAGAAGAUGUGGAGGGUUUCCUGGGGCCAUGGGGCAAGUUCGAGAAUGAGGUGAGCGUCGCCAAACCUAAUGAACAAGAACGCGCCGAGCUGGAUGAGCUGCUCUCCAAGCGGCACAAACGCGGACGCAUACCCGAGGACAAACCGCUCGAAGAAAAGUCCACGUUGCACAUCAAGGAUGCUUACGAUUACCAAGGGCGCUCGUACCUACACGCACCACAUGAUUUGGGCGUCAAUUUGCGUUCGAACGCGCCUCCGCCAAAAUGUUUUCUGCCCAAGGCACACAUACACACCUGGACGGGCCACAACAAAGGCAUCUCGUCCAUACGCUGGUUUCCCAAGACGGCGCAUUUGCUACUCUCCGGCUCAAUGGAUUGUCGCGUCAAGCUGUGGGAGGUCUAUGGCGAUCGACGUUGCGUGCGUACGUUCUCAGGCCAUCGGCAGGCCAUUAAAGAUAUUGCGUGGAACAACAAGGGCUCGCAUUUUCUGUCUGCCUCGUAUGAUCGCUAUAUAAAAUUAUGGGAUGCGGAGACGGGUGAUGUCGUCUCGCGCUUUACUACACGCAAAAUGCCCUUCUGCGUUAAGUUUCAUCCGGAUAACAGCAAGCAGCAUCUCUUUGUGGCCGGCACCUCUGACAAAAAGAUCAUUUGCUGGGACACGCGAAGCGGCGAUAUUGUGCAGGAAUAUGAUCGUCAUUUGGGCUCUGUCAGCACAAUUACCUUUGUGGAUGAUAAUCGUAGAUUUGUGACUACCUCAGAUGACAAAUCCAUGCGCAUCUGGGAAUGGGACAUACCCGUGGACAUGAAGUACAUUGCUGAUCCUACAAUGCAUUCCAUGCCUGCAGUCACGCUGGCGCCCAAUGGCAAAUGGAUGGCCUGUCAAUCGUUGGACAACAAAAUCGUGAUAUUCUCCGCCUUGAAUCGCUUCAAAAUGAAUCGCAAGAAGACCUUCACUGGACACAUGGUCUCUGGUUAUGCCUGCCAGCUAGACUUUUCGCCGGACAUGAGCUAUCUGGUGUCGGGCGAUGGCGAUGGGAAGUGCUAUAUAUGGGACUGGAAGACGACGAAAAUGUACAAAAAAUGGCAGGCGCACGACGGCGUCUGCAUCAGUGCACUUUGGCAUCCGCAUGAGGCCAGCAAACUAGUUACUGCCGGCUGGGAUGGUCAGCUUAAAUAUUGGGAUUAAAGUAAACAACUAGCUAGUGCAGUUGUAAGCUCAAGUGUAACAUAUUAAUUGACUAAAUGAGAAGACCACAAAGUUUACCUCUAAAAAAAAA
Drosophila virilis is the source of this 1852-nucleotide messenger RNA. Its product is annotated as pre-mRNA-processing factor 17. Gene Ontology annotation, molecular function: mRNA binding; protein binding. Gene Ontology annotation, cellular component: catalytic step 2 spliceosome. NCBI's taxonomy places the organism in Eukaryota, Metazoa, Arthropoda, Insecta, Diptera, Drosophilidae. The record is from RefSeq and is a predicted model, not a curated record. Gene Ontology annotation, biological process: mRNA splicing, via spliceosome.